This is a messenger RNA of Diaporthe amygdali, 348 nucleotides long. RefSeq lists its product as uncharacterized. Bases 1 to 348 code for a protein of 115 amino acids. The transcript is spliced from 2 exons. NCBI's taxonomy places the organism in Eukaryota, Fungi, Ascomycota, Sordariomycetes, Diaporthales, Diaporthaceae. The record is from RefSeq and is a predicted model, not a curated record.
AUGACGGAACCUGAGAACUUUGAGGACGAUCUCUUUGACGAUCUCUACAACGACGAGGCGCCCGCGCCAAGCGCUGCUGCUCCAGAGCCUGUCGCUCCGAAAGCUGAACCAGCUCCCGCCCCUGCCAAGCACGAGGACGACCAGAGUGCCGGCCAGCAUGGCGCCGAUACAAUGUCUGGCGAGGACUCGCACAUGAACGGCGCUGAGGAGUACGAGGAGGACGACGAUGAUGUCGACUUCAAUCUCGGCAAUGGCGACACACAUGCUCCUGAUACUCCAUCCUACAGCCAUGCGCCAGCAGCAGCAGCAGCCACGCACAAGAAUCCCAAUGCCAAAGAGGACGGGUAA